Messenger RNA from Cuscuta campestris, 2174 nucleotides. Lineage: Eukaryota; Viridiplantae; Streptophyta; Magnoliopsida; Solanales; Convolvulaceae. The record is from the annotation of a GenBank genome assembly.
GAGAGGGAGAUGGGCACCCUACAAACAUGGAGGAAGGCCUACGGUGCUCUCAAAGAUCACACCAAAGUAGGCCUUGCCCAUGUCAAUAGCGAUUUCAAGGAUGUGGACGUGGCGAUCGUUAAGGCUACGAAUCAUGUUGAGUGCCCGCCCAAAGAUAGACAAAUUAGAAAAAUUAUGGUUUAUACAUCAGCAAUGCGGCCCAGGGCUGAUGUUGCAUACUGCUUGCAUGCACUUGCUAGGAGAUUAGCAAAGACACAUAACUGGACGGUGGCACUAAAGACACUCAUUGUAAUCCAUAAAACAUUGAGGGAAGGUGAUCCUACUUUUCGCGAGGAGCUUUUGAAUUUUCAGCAGAGAGGCCGCGUUCUUCAAAUGUCUAAUUUUAAGGAUGACUCAAGCCCUAUUGCUUGGGAUUGCUCUGCAUGGGUACGCACAUAUGCUCUCUUUUUGGAAGAACGGCUUGAAUGCUUCAGGGUUCUAAAGUAUGAUAUUGAAGCGGAGAGACUUCCAAGACCUGCUCAGGGCCAAGAGAAGGGUUACAGCAGAACUAGAGAAUUGAAUAGUGAAGUGCUCCUAGAGCAAUUGCCCGCUUUGCAGCAGCUGCUGUAUCGCCUCAUCGGAUGCCGGCCUGAAGGAGCAGCUUUGGGAAAUUAUGUGAUACAAUAUGCACUAGCUCUGGUCCUCAAGGAGAGUUUUAAAAUUUACUGUGCAAUUAAUGAUGGAAUCAUUAAUCUUGUUGACAAGUUUUUUGAAAUGCCAAGGCAUGAAGCUAUCAAGGCCCUUGACAUAUAUAAAAGAGCUGGCCAACAGGCUUCAAACCUCUCUGAUUUCUAUGAAGUUUGCAAAGGAUUGGAACUUGCCAGGAAUUUCCAAUUUCCUAUGCUCAGAGAGCCUCCACAGUCGUUCCUAGUGACAAUGGAAGAGUAUAUAAGGGAAGCUCCACGGAUAGUAUCGGUUCCCAGAGACACAACGGAAAACCCGGAGAGACUUAUGCUGACAUAUAAACAAGAAGAUGAGCCGUCACCCUCUGAAGAACACAAAGAAUUGGCUGAUGAACUUCCAACCGACCCCCCGCCAGCUGAGGGUGUUGCAGUUUUGAUCACUGAAACUCCUGCCUCUGUGCCUCUUCCUCCUAGUGGAAAUGAAACUGAUGAUCUACUUGGAUUGAAUACUCCCGCAACAGAUGUAUCUGCGAUUGAAGAAAGUAAUGCUUUGGCUUUGGCCAUAGUUCCAUCUGGAACAUCCCCUUUUGACUUGGAAGCAGCACAUCCUAAAGAUUUUGAUCCUACAGGAUGGGAACUUGCCUUAGUCACUGCUCCCAGCAGCAAUUUGUCCACUGCUCAGGAGAGGCAACUGGCUGGUGGUUUGGAUUCACUCACCCUAAAUAGUUUGUAUGACGAGGGGGCUUUCAGAGCAUCACAGCAACCUGUGUAUGGAGCUCCUGCUCCCAACCCAUUUGAAGUAGCUGAUCCGUUUGCUAUGUCUAACACCACCAUGGCUGCCCCUCCAUCUGUAGUUCCAACAGCGGGUGCAAUGCCAAAUCCUUUUGGUGGUCCUUUCCAACCAGUGGUGUACCCACAGGGCAUCCAACCACCUCAAAAUGUACUGAUGGGCGGGCAACAUAAUCCGUUCGGUGAUGCUGGGUUUGGUGGGUUCCCUUCCACAAGUCAAGCCGCUCACCAACAGAAUGCCAACCCAUUCGGGAGCACUAGCCUGCUGUGACAAAAGUGGAGCGCGAGAACAUAUGAAAGGUGAAAUUUGCAUAGGAAUUAUUUGGGUUACAUUUUGGGUUAACGAGUGGCAUGGCUUGAUGUGUAGGACUGGUUCUCAGACUCACAAAUGUGUUGGAAUGUAAAAUGCAUAAUAUGGAUGAUUUGAUACGUAUUGACGGUGCUAUUGGUUUUGAAGUUUCUCCCAGGCAACUUCAAACAUUGAUUCUUUCAAUCUUGACUUCAUUGUUGUAUACGGAGAAUUUUAUUUUGUUUAAGAAUUCUAAGAAAUCAACACUUGUUGCCUUCACACUACCGAUGUUAUUGACAUGGACUAGAAGUUUUGAGCUCUCCCCAGUUGUAAGUUUAUACUUCAUCCUCGUAGGUUUCACCUCGUGAUGUCGUGAUGGAGAAAGUUAAUCAUAUACAUUGUAAUUAUAACUUGCUACCCUUUGGUUUCCAUUA